Messenger RNA from Neltuma alba, 827 nucleotides. RefSeq names its product putative ripening-related protein 1. The transcript has a single exon. Lineage: Eukaryota; Viridiplantae; Streptophyta; Magnoliopsida; Fabales; Fabaceae. The record is from RefSeq and is a predicted model, not a curated record. Bases 49 to 642 code for a protein of 197 amino acids.
CACACACACGAUUAAGUGGGAACAGUGUGAAGGAGAUCGAAGGAGAAGAUGAAGAUGGGACUUGGCAUUUCAAGGCUCUCAAGUCUUGUUCCAAUCCUGUUCUCCAUUGUUGUAAUGGGCUGCUGCUUGAUUGCUGCUGAAGGUGGUGAUGACUGCCAAGAGAGUGGCAAGUUGCCAGGGAAGAACCCCCCACCUGGGAAAUGCAAAGAAGACGACAACUCAAAGUGCUGUGCAGAAGGCGAGAGCUAUUCCAUCUUCCAGUGUUCGCCGCCGGUGACUGAGCAGACAAAGGCCAUCCUAACUCUGAACAGCUUUCAGGAAGGCGGAGACGGCGGAGGGCCAUCAAAGUGCGACAACAUGUAUCACUCCGACGACGAAGCGGUGGUGGCACUUUCAACAGGAUGGUUCGGGUCCGACGACAAUAAUAGGUGCCACAACAGCAUCAUUAUCUCCAGCAACGGAAAGGAGGUGAAGGCGACGGUGGUGGAUGAGUGUGACUCCACACAAGGCUGUGAUGAAGAGCACGAUUUCCAGCGUCCAUGCCGUUAUAAUGUCGUCGAUGCUUCCAAAGCAGUUUGGAAGGCUUUGGCUGUGGACGAAAACGGCAAGGACGAGCCUGAAAUUGAAUGGUCCGAAGCAUAGAGAAUAUAUAUAUAUAUAUAUAUAUAGUCACGAGAAGUGAUAUGUAUUUCUACAAUAAUCUAUCUCUAUGCACUGGGGGCUGGUUUCCAGUGUGAUAGUGAGUAUUUGGCCGCAUGCCAAUUUUAUAUUUUAAAAAUCUUUAACAUAGAAAACUGAUCCCAAUUAUGCAGAGAAUGACAGUUCUA